CAAUUGCAGAACGCAAGCACAGAACUGAAAGAGCUAACAAGAAGACCCAGUACUGAGACCUAAAUGUACUUAAAACUAACAGUCCAAAAGGUCCACAACAAUUUGAAUAGUUCUUUUUUUUUUUUUGGUCACAGAUGAGAGUGCAAAUAAAUACUGCACUCCUCAUACUGUUCCAGUUACAAUGACAUGCACAUAUAAUCAUUCAGAGAUCAAAUAUGGUAUUUAAUUAUUAUCCUAACCAAUAUUAAUAUGUAAAUUAUUGCCAACUCAGGCUAAAUUAAUACUAGAAUUAUUACAAAUUAUCAUAAUUAAGAUGAUCAGAAAUGAUCUGUACGUCUUCAAUAUUUUUUUUUAAAUGACAAGAAAAUUAGAGCCUUACAAAGAAUGAAACAUACAGUGACAUUCCAAAGAGAAACUUCUGCUAUUCUUAUUGCAAGCAUUACAGAAAGCCAAAUCACACAUUAGGAGAUACGCUGAUUCAUGCCAUUUAACAUGUGAAAUUCCCUAACAGUAUUUUCAGGUUCAGUCUAGCAUCACUUUCAAAAUGAUUUUUUUGCAAGUCUUCUUAUAGGCAGAAAGACGUUUAAGCCUACCAACUGACACAAAAGGUCUAGAAAAUAGCACAAAAGAAUUCCAACACUGAUAAAUUAACUAAAAACAUCCAUAAAGCACAAUUAACUAAAAAACAAACAAACAAACAAAAAAAAACCCCAGGAACUAUAAAAUAGACUAAUAAGCAUGCUAAGUGCGAUCUUCGAAAUGGAAACAAAGGACAUCAAACGCACUGACGCCUUCGAACUGUAAUAAUAGAGGAGUUUAUGGCCCCACAAUAAAGUCGACAGAAUUACAUGCAUUUGAUGUGAGGACCCGUUUCACAGGAUGUGGCGACGCCAGAUGCGGCCUUUCAUUAGAGGUGCUGUCUGGAUAGGCAAGUCUGCGCCAGUACAGCCAGGCGCAGUCACGGCGCAGAUCCUGUCCGAGACGACGCGCGUUGUCGGCUAUGACUUAAUGCGUCCUAGGAUGGAAAAUACAUUCAUGGGUCUCUUGCUGCUUUCGCAAUUUGUCGUUCUCAAAGCGGAUGACGUGAAGCUAGACGAUUUAGCGGCCAAGGUCAUCUCGGACUUUGUGACCUCAACUGAAUUCGGCACCGUGCGCUCCGUUUGCAAGCCCGUGCCAAACACGAUGAGCUUGUGUCAUGGUAUUGGGUACGAGCACAUGAGGCUGCCGAACCUCCUCGGACAUGACAGCGCGAGGGAGGCGCAGCAGCAGUCGGCCGCGUGGAUACCCUUGGUUACCAAGCAAUGCCACGGCGACACCAGGAAGUUUCUCUGCUCUCUCUUCGCCCCUGUGUGUUUACCAGAGCUCACGGCACCCGUGCGUCCAUGCCGAAGCCUCUGCGAGCGCGUGCGGGACGGGUGCCUGCCGGUGAUGAGCGCGUUCGGGUUCCCGUGGCCAGAUACGUUUAACUGCAGCCGGUUUCCACUCGGAGCACAACUCUGCAUCCCUGGAGCUGGAGAUGUUAGCCCUGUGGAUGUUACUGAAAUGUCCAAAGGUACGGUGUUAUGCGACGCCUGCAGCACGGCAUCAGAGGCAGAGAGCGACAUCCAGAAGAACUUCUGCAGCAGUCAGUUUGCUUUCAGGCUUCAGAUUGGCUCCUCUUCCCUGGAGGGGACGGAUCUGCGCCUGGUGUCUCAAGGACGGAGUCGAGUGCUUCGCUGGAAGGGCGGAGAGCGAAAGCAGCAGGCUGAUGCGCAGCAGAGGGAGCUCUGGCUGCCCGACGCGGCAAACUGUUCCUGUCAGGCACUGGAAAGCCAGCUUGCCGGGUCCUUGCUGGCUCUGGCACGUAUGGUGGAGGGCCGCAUGGUGCUCUCCAGUCUUGUGAAGUGGUCUCGCAACGAGAAAGAUCUGAGGAGGUUUAUUAGGAGACUGGCCAAACAGCAGUGCUGAAGUUACUGUCAGUGCUGAGUAAAGCUAGAAAAGUUAGAGUUUGCUGUUUUGGGUAAAAUGUUUUAUACAAUAUAACGCAGUGAAGAAAAUAAGCUCCUAGAAUAAAUAUAUGCUGGUGUAAAAUAUGUCUAAUACUGUAAUAACAUGUUUAAUAAUCUAAUAAUUUGGGAAUUAGGCAACAUCAUGACUCGUUAAGAUUUAAGAAAUAAGAUAAAAAUCUAGUUAGUUUUAUUAGAAACUCAGUACAUGUAUACUCUAAGAAUAUACGAUAACUAUUCUUAUAUGUAUUGUAUUAGAAAUGUAAUUUUUUAAAAGACAUCGUACAGGAAAUAAUUUAUGUAAAUUGUCAUGGUUGUGAUGAAACAUUGUUUUCAGCUAGUACUGAACAUCCGAAUCACAUCUCUUUAAAUAUUUCAAAGUAUCUAAAAAAUUUAAGUUUAAAGGUUACAUUAGAUGAGUGUUUAUAUUUUUACAGAGGAAGGCACGCUUUAAUGUAUUAAUGGAUAUAGUUCAUUUUACAUGUCUUGCACAUAUUUUACAUAUUACAUGUCAUGAAUACAUGGUGUGAAAGAGAGAACACAAGAAAACAAAGUUAUAAACAAAAAAAACAAAACAAAACAAAGAUAAGAGAGAAGCAAAAGUAACUGAAUCCGAUUCAUCUCACACCUGCUGCGGUGAGCGAUGUUCAAAUGCAAAACUCCACCCUUCGCAGCUAAAGGUAUGUCUGUUCUCACUUCAGUAUAGGUUGGAAUGCAGGUGGACACAAUAUGAAAAGGAGCCAAGUACAGGAGUGAAGUGGAGGUAAAUGUGAAGGCACGUUUGGGUGAGCCUCAUGUUGCAAGGGUCCGUUCUCACACUGCACUCUGUGUAAGAAGAGUACCGAUCAAUAAUUCAGAGCAUGAACCUGAUUGGCUGGGACAUGACUAGUCUCCCUCUGCCCACACUUUUCUCUCUUCCUACACACACACACACACACACACACAUACACACACUCACACACACACACACACACACACACACACACACACACACAAAGAAAGUCCACUUGUUCAGGUCUUAUCUGUAUCCUUUCCAUUUUUCUACAUCAUCCUUUAAACCAUCCCUUCUUGUCAUCUUUCAAGUGGAAGAACGUUCACAGGUGAGGCAGGCUAUUUCAGGUAUUUUAUGGACAGUGGGAUGGAUGUUGAAAUGUUGUGUACAUCAGUGUCGUUUACAUCACAACUGACCUAAGUACAGUUCUAACAUACUAUA
This is a messenger RNA of Electrophorus electricus (electric eel), 3198 nucleotides long. It is a transcript of the gene sfrp2l, whose product is annotated as secreted frizzled-related protein 2 like. The record is from RefSeq and is a predicted model, not a curated record. Gene Ontology annotation, biological process: non-canonical Wnt signaling pathway; canonical Wnt signaling pathway. Gene Ontology annotation, molecular function: Wnt-protein binding. Lineage: Eukaryota; Metazoa; Chordata; Actinopteri; Gymnotiformes; Gymnotidae.